Molecule: messenger RNA, 2079 nt
Organism: Frieseomelitta varia
Lineage: Eukaryota; Metazoa; Arthropoda; Insecta; Hymenoptera; Apidae
Product: protein rolling stone-like
Exons: 2
Coding region: 49-1023 (324 amino acids)
Cellular component (GO): membrane
Source: RefSeq, a predicted model, not a curated record
CGGGCAGUCACGGGCCAGACGUACGUUAGAACAGGAGUCCGUACUCAAAUGCCUCCCGAGUGUGAGGAAAUAGACGAUCAUGACGUGCCGGAGAAGAUUUCCUGCAUCGACAACAAGAUCAAAGAACAUCUGCAGUUCUCAGUAACUUCAGUAACACAAUGCGGUCGUCGAGCAAUGGUAAAUAAAUUCUGGUGCCAGGAAGCAGCAAGGAAGUGGUUUUAUAGAAAGGAUCAACCACCUCAUCCGCGAGUCUUCUCCGAACCAAAAUGUCAGAAACAUGUAGCUACCUGGUAUCUACUGUAUCGUUGGUUAAUUUUUUUGGCCUGGGCUUGUAUUUUAGUAUGUUCAAUUUUCGAAAUCGGUAGCCAAAACCCUAUGUCAGUAUACGAUACAUGGCCAAUUUAUUUGACCAACUGGGAUUUAGUAUUAGGCGUUGGUCAAGCCUUGCUUGGCUGUUUUCUCGUAUUGAGAAGAUGGAAAUUGCAAAAAAUAUCAGACUUCGAUCCUUCUGCGUUAAUGCUAGGAUCAAUAGACAAAAUUUACUGGUAUCUUUAUGUUGUAACUACUAGUACCGCAUUUGGCGUUACUAUUACCUAUUGGUGUAGCAUAUUCGAUCCCAGGAUUCACCAUUUGGAUCCUCUGAACAUCAUGUUACACAUUUGUAACAGCGUAUUGAUGAUAAUAGAUUUUUGUGUCACGAGCAUUCCAUUUCGACUAAGGAACAUCUGGUGGUGUUUAAUCAUAGUAUUUUUGUAUACGGUGUUUUCGCUAAUAUAUUAUUUAAUCGGAGGUUUGGACAAGAAUGGUUACCAUUACAUAUACAAAGUUCUUGAUUGGAAAAAGCCUAUUCAAGCUUCGUUAGUGUGCCUAGGCGAAGCUAUUUUGAUGUCCAUAUUACAUUCCUCGUUUUGUUUCCUAGAGAAAAUAAAGAGUUGGUUGUAUUUAAAGGUUGACAAGAAAUUAGGAAAACCGUAUGCGGAAACACAGAUUUCUAGUACAGAAAAACAUGCCGACAUUGUUUGAAAAUUGACGAUAAUAGGCAAUUUUUACUCAGUCCUAAAAUGAAAUAUUACUCAUAUUUUUCAUUAAUAUUUGUACCGUUCAAAACUAUAAUUUGAAGUAUAAAUAUAUAUUUAUGGUACUAAUAUAUAUAUAUAUAUAUAUAUAUAUAUAUGUAUGUAUGUGUAUUUAACACAUAUUUAUAUCUAUAUAUCUUUCUAGGUAAAUUAAUUUUUUUAUUAUUAAUCGUUUACUGCAAAUAGUGCCUAAAUGGUGGAAGUGAAUCCUUUUGUUUAAUGAAGUUUUCAUUUAAUGAAAAUUAUAUCAUAUCGGCGAUAAAUUUAAACGAAAUUAAAGUAUUAACGUAAAAAUGUACAUGUGUGUAUGUGCACGAUUAUCAUAUUCAUAAUCAUAUAGUAGUAUUUAAACAAAUUUUUAACAAACAUUAUACGUUAUUGUAAAAAGCGAUUUAGAAUUGUAAUGUAAAUUCAAUUUAGGAAAUAUACUGUCAAAUAGAUAAAUGUACAGCUAAUAAUUUUGUUAGUUAAAGCAUUGGUUUUAGCUAAUUAUAAAAGUACAUUAUGAAUAAAAAUUCAUGCAAAUACACGCAUUUGUAGGUACGAGAGUAUUUAAUUGAAUGUCUUGUGUUCUAUCCAAUUAUUUUUUAAUUAUUGUAUUAUAUACCAAUUUUAUAAAAACAUUCCAGAUUUUUUUUAUUUUCAUUGAUAUUUUGGUAUAUCUUGUUUUAUUAAAUGUUGAACUAUAUAGAAUUAUUAUACAAUUAGUAAAAAUCCUCAAUGUAUGAAGUUUAUAACAUGUAAAUUACUUACAUCACAAAAUGUGUAUUCAAUUUCUUAAUUCUAGUAAACAAAUUUUAUUAUACAUUGGCUAUUAUAUACACAAGGUUCUAGGAAUUUUAUAUACAAUAGAAGAACAGUGAAUAAACUUUUUGGAAAAAUAGCAAUAAUUUAUUAAUAAAAUAACGAUUUGAAGCAAUUAUGGACUGUAGUAUAAAUGAAUGUAAGGCCAAAACGAGCCUUUGAUCACAGACCAUAUUAAAACUUAGCCUACAUUAGAAAA